Molecule: messenger RNA, 1353 nt
Organism: Parasteatoda tepidariorum (common house spider)
Lineage: Eukaryota; Metazoa; Arthropoda; Arachnida; Araneae; Theridiidae
Product: adrenocorticotropic hormone receptor
Biological process (GO): G protein-coupled receptor signaling pathway
Cellular component (GO): membrane
Molecular function (GO): G protein-coupled receptor activity
Source: RefSeq, a predicted model, not a curated record
GUGUGUAGCCAGAGCAGCAAUCUCUUACUCAGAAUCGAUGAAGGGCCGCUCGCUUGCGCUUCGGCUUCUACAGCGCCGACUAAGGCAUGCCAGUUCACAUUUUGAGGAAGAUCAACUUCCGGAUUACUAUGACUGGAUAGAAUGCAUUCGGGCAAGAAAAUCUCUCGACAUCUGUUCUCACUUGUGGUUCAAUAACACUGAUGAUAAUUUCAAUUUUCAAAAUGAUAACCUGAGUAGCAGAAACAUAUCAUCAUCAUCCCCAGCAUCAUCAAUUGAUGAGGAAGCUCAAAGAAAACUGUACAGGGCAGUCGUACCAGUAAUGCUUACAGCUUGCGUACUGUCCCUCCUCUUCAAUCUGAUGAUACUGUUUAGCUUAAAGUGGAUCAGAAAAACUUUGUCUCCAACAUUAUUGCUCAGUUUGUCCCUUGCUGUUGCUGAUGCGUAUGCUUCACUUGUGAUUGGGGUUGGCUUAGUCUUAAACAGCUUGCUUCCCAUUGUUUACGGAGUGGAUCUUGGACCAUUCCAUGCCUGUUAUCUUCUAGUUUUGGAAGCUUUCAGACUUGGAGGAAUGGUAGUUGCGGUUUUGCAUCUGCUAGCAUUAGCAAUUAACCAUUAUAUUGGUAUUCUAAGACCACUUCACUAUGCUGCGAUUGUAACGAGAGGAACUGUUUUAUGGGCCAUUACAUCAAUGUGGGUUGUGCCCGUGGUAUUUUUCUUAUCUUACUUUUCUCUGGUACCAGAUGACGGAUUUCAGUCUCCAUACUGUAGCAGCUACCAGUUCUUGUUGCAUGUUCCAUUUAGAGGAACUGUCUCUAUACUCUUCUUUGUACCAUUAUUGUUUAUGUCUGUUAUGUACCUUCACAUGUUUAUUGUUGUCAAACGGCAUCAACGGGGAGUACUUCAACUUCCGACAGGAAGGCAGCUACAUAAGAGUGUCAAAGCAAUUAUUACAACUCUACUUAUUCUCGGUACAUAUGUCGUGGGAUGGAUGCCAGCUGUAUUGUUUUUUGUACUGACUUGUCUCGACUGCCCUGUACCUUAUACGCAGAUACAGUUAUGGGUCAGAGUGCCCGUGAGUAUUUUUAUCAAUUCGAUGAUCGUAAUAAAGUCAUUUCUUGAUCCCAUUAUCUAUGUCGUGAGAAUGCCGGAAAUAAAAGGUGCCAUGAAUGCAGUGUACCGGACACGGUGUGGUUGCAUUGAAGAUGAGAGAGUUGAUCACAGAAUUCAUUUUAAGUCGGAAAUGCACCGUCUCACAUUUAUGGAGGGUUCUCGUAGAAAUGAAGUGGGUUUGAAAUCAAGUAUUUGUAAUGGACAAGUGCAAUCAUCGACAUACUAAGAAAGAUAUUCAUUUUC